Messenger RNA from Patella vulgata (common limpet), 1453 nucleotides. RefSeq names its product cysteine-rich venom protein Mr30. The transcript is spliced from 13 exons. NCBI's taxonomy places the organism in Eukaryota, Metazoa, Mollusca, Gastropoda, Patellidae. The record is from RefSeq and is a predicted model, not a curated record. The coding region runs from base 47 to 1435 and encodes 462 amino acids.
CCUGGGACCAUAUUGAUUGGAGGUGAAUCCAUGGUAUGGCAGAACGAUGUAUCAGAUGGUUACCCCGAGUGGACUUCCAUCGACGUGCACUCCAGAUUUUCAGAAGGUACAUGUAAAUCAUACGAUGUGUCUAUGGGAUCACCCUGAUAUUAUUAAAACUGGAGUAAGCGAAGCAGACAAAAAACUUAUACUUGAUCUUCACAACAAAUACAGAACCAUGACACAAUUUCCAGCAGCCGACAUGUCAAAAAUGUACUGGGAUGAUAAUUUAGCUAGGGUUGCUGCUAAGUGGGCCAGACAAUGUUAUCUUGCUCAUGAUGCUCACCGGCAACUACCAAAGCACGGGAAGUCUACAGGACAAAAUUGCGCUGCAGGAUAUUUUUAUUGGAGUGAUGCCGUAUUCCAUUGGUUUAACGAACAAAAGUUAUACAAAUAUGGCCAUGAACCCGAUUCUUAUUUAGGAAAGGGAAAUUGGGUGAAGAUAGGACAUUUCACAAUGCUUGCCAACUCUCGAGCAACACGAGUAGGUUGUGGAUUUGCAGAGUGUACCCAUAGACCAAAAAGAUUUUAUGUUUGUAACUACGAAGGAGGACAAAGAAGUGAUGAUGUAAAGUUUCCAUAUAAAGUUGGUAAACGCUGUUCAGCUUGUCCAAAUAAUUGUGAUAAUGGAUUGUGUGAUUGUAAAGGGUUGUUUUGUAAGAACUUUGGUAAACUAAAUGUAAAAGACUGCACAUGUAAAUGUGGAAAAUUAUUUCUUGGAACGGAAUGUGAAACACCAAACUGUCCCAAAAAGGAUCCUUUCUACUGUGGACCGGGUAAUUUCUUCCCACCAAUAGCGUGUUUAAAAUAUGGAAAUGUUCCUGGAUUAUGUCCAUACAUGUGUGGAGUAUGUGUUGGCGGAGAGACCACUACUACGACAACGAUGGCACCGACUGAAGCUCUUGAAAUACCAAUAGCAAAAACGACUUCAACUACCACUACCACUACGACGACUACUACAACCACAACGACCACGGCAGCGCCAACAACUACGCCGAAACCGGGUCAUUUAUGCCCCUACAGUGGGACCAAAGCCAGUAAGAGUGCUUGUUCUGGAUAUGGUGAUGCAGGUGAUGAUAUGAUGUUAUGUGUUAGUAAAGGUGGCGUAGUUGGUUGUACAGAAUGUAAUAUGUAUUAUAAUAUCAAGAGAGAUAUAUGUCCAGUGAUGUGUGGAUAUUGUGACGCGCCGUGUAAUGGUAAAGUAUGCUUAAAUGAUGGUAAACUGAACAAACAGUCAUGUCAGUGUGAAUGUAGACAUCCAUACGAAGGAGAACUUUGUGACAAAGUAAAGUGUGGAUCGCCUGAUACAACACCCUGUGAAAGAUUUAAGAAGAAUUACUGUGAUCUGUAUUAUAAUACCAACGUAACGUGUCCCGUUCUCUGUGGAAUUUGUUAGCGUAUUAAAACAGCUAUC